AUGUCGGGCCCAGAGAAGGCUCCCCAGACGACGGUUGAGGCGGUCAUGGCCGAUUCCGUGCAGCCGCAAGAUACGCCAACCCAACCAAACGUCUCUGAGAAAAGUGGCGAUUUGUUGGAAACUGCGAUGGAGACUUCCACAGAGGAAGACAUGCCCCCGAAGGGCAAGACUCUGGGGUUCCAGAUGUCCGUUCUCGCUCUGGUCAUUAUGGCAUUCAUUGUAUCCCUUGACGGCACCAUCCUUGCCGUCGCCAUUCCCACCAUAGUGCAUACCCUACAUGGAACCACCCUUGAGGCUUUUUGGGCGAGCAUCUCGUUUGUGCUCGCUGUGGUCAUCACCCAGCCCCUGUACACCAAUGUAUCCAAUGUGCUCGGGCGGAUGAUACCGCUUCACAUUUCCUUCGUCUUGUUCAUGGCAGGCUCCAUCAUAUUUGCACUUUCCCAGUCCAUGGCCGUGUUGAUUGCUGGACGUGUGGUUCAGGGUCUUGGGGCUGGAGGCCUGGAUGUCUUCAACGAGAUCAUUCUCGCAGACAUCACCACCCUAAAGGAGAGGCCCAAGUAUCUUGGUCUGAUGGCAAUACCAGUUGCUGCAGGAUCCAUCAUCGGCCCCAUCAUCGGUGGACUACUCGCCGACAAUGGGUCGUGGCGUUGGAUCGGAUGGAUCAACCUACCAGUGUCUGCGCUCAACAUCCUGCUGGUCGUCAUUUUCCUCAAACUGCAGCCGCUCCAAGACUCCCUGAGUAAGAAAUUCUGGCAGUUGGACCUCAUCGGCUUAGGCUUAUUCACCGUCGGUUGCACAUUGACGGCCACGCCGAUUGCGUGGGCCGGCGCCAUGUACCCGUGGUCAUCGUGGCGAACCUUGGUACCUUUACUCCUCGGCGUCGUGGUACUCGUCGUCUUUUGGUGGUACGAGUCUAAGCCCGAGGAGCCUGUGUUCCCUCGCAGUGUAUUCGCCACGCUGACUGCAUGUGCCACCCUGAUCACUACCUUCAUUCACGGGAUACUGGUCUACAGCACGAUUUUCUAUGCGCCCCUUUUUUUCCAAUCCGUCUUCCUCCAAUCCGCCAUUAAAUCCGCCAUCACUAUGCUGCCACUUGCCUGUACUUCUGUCGUGUUUGGUGUUCUAGGUGCCGUCGUCGUCGAGGUCACACGCAAGUAUCGGUAUAUCAUCUUGGCCAGCUGGAUUUUCAGUGCCGUAGGCUGUGGAAUUAUUACCCUCUGGGAUGAGAACGCAUCUCUAGGAUGGCAAGUCGGCUUCCAGAUCAUUCUGGGAAUCGGAACCGGGAGCUUAUUCUCGAUCCUCAAUCUUCCUCUCCAGGCCAGCUUAUCCAACCCAGACGAUAUGGGUGUGGCCGCAGGCGUCCUGGUGGCUUUCAGACUCUUCGGUGCCCUGCUAGGUCUCUCCAUCUGUUCCACCGUUUUCAACAGUGUAUUUGCAGUUCGGAUGGGAAAGUUGGGCCCAUUACCAGAUGAUCUGCAAAUCUUGCAUGAUGCGCGAGAAGCCGUGGGGUUCAUUCCGCUGCUGAAAGACGUAACCGUGGACCCUGAGAUAUUGAAGGAGGUGACUCAUGCAUAUAUGUUUUCCCUGUAUGCCGUGUUCUGGAUGCUCGCCGGCGUAUCUGUCGUUGGCUUCAUUUUAUCGUUCUUGAUCAAAGAGAAGUCAAUUGAGAUUGCGGAACUCGGCAGGCAGCAGUACGAUGGGAAGGAAACUAAUGCGGCAUCACAUGAGAGCAAGUAG
Clonostachys solani is the source of this 1737-nucleotide messenger RNA. The record is from the annotation of a GenBank genome assembly. Lineage: Eukaryota; Fungi; Ascomycota; Sordariomycetes; Hypocreales; Bionectriaceae.